Molecule: messenger RNA, 2467 nt
Organism: Crotalus tigris (Tiger rattlesnake)
Lineage: Eukaryota; Metazoa; Chordata; Lepidosauria; Squamata; Viperidae
Product: olfactory receptor 52B2-like
Exons: 2
Coding region: 749-1699 (316 amino acids)
Biological process (GO): G protein-coupled receptor signaling pathway
Cellular component (GO): membrane
Molecular function (GO): G protein-coupled receptor activity; olfactory receptor activity
Source: RefSeq, a predicted model, not a curated record
GAAAGAAAGAAAGAAAGAAAGAAAGAAAGAAAGAAAGAAAGAAAGAAAGAAAGAAAAUGGUCAUUCAGACUCUUGAAGGAGCCCACUUCUUAGGCUGGGCCAAAGCAGCCAGCUAGCAUUGCCCAGGCCUGAGGCCACCUGAGUGAGCAGAAUUCCGGGGGGGGGGGCUUCCCCUGAGUUUCCUUUUUGUCUUUUGGCCCAGCCCAAGAUUGCCCCCUUCCACGAUUGCCUGUCCCAUCCACAACUGAUCUAGAAGAAGUCUGGUGGCCACAGAGCACUUUCUCCCUGCGGUCACCCAGGUGAAACGGACCAAGUCGUCUCCCCAUCAGGGUUAGUCCUGAAGAAGCUCUUGAGGAGGGAGGGGCAGCCAGUGGGGAGGGCUAUCCCCCCAUAGGAAGCGGAUGCCCUCUUGAAACCCUUCCUGUGGGACCGUGCAAGCAGCCUCUAACUGGCACUGGGGAGUCUUCUGUCCUUGGGGGGGGGGAACCCACAAGCGGACAUGUUGUUGAAAACAGCCAAUUUCUCCAUCACCUGGGGCAGAGGGAGCUGGGCUUCUCUUGCCAAUUUCGGUCUGAAGGAAGAUGAGACAGGUGUGUCCUUGAAGUCCCCAUGAAAGCUGGAUAAAUCAUCUUCUUCCUUGUAUGCCUUUCUCCGCACCUGAAGAAGCUCCUCAACUCCAUUCGACAGCUGCCUUCAUCUCUGUCUGCUGCAGAGGAUUGGAGCCCUGACUUGGGUGCGAUGAGUCAACAUGCUUCUGGACCCCCAACAGCCCAGCAACCAGAGCAGCCUCCCUCCUGCUUCCUUCAUCCUGGUUGGCAUCCCUGGCCUGGAGGAAUACCACAGCUGGAUGGCCGUGGCCUUCUGCCUGAUGUACCUCUUCGCCCUUCUGGGAAACCUCUCCCUGCUCUGCCUCAUCCGGAUGGAGCGCAGCCUCCACCAGCCCAUGUACCUCUUCCUGGCCAUGCUGGCUGUGGCAGACGUGAUCUUGUCGUCCUCCACCGUGCCCAAGACCCUGAGCGUCCUCUGGUCCUACUCCAAGGAGAUCUCUUUUGACGGCUGCCUCGCCCAGAUGUUCUUCACCCACAUCAGCUUCAUUGCAGAGUCCACCAUCCUGCUGGCCAUGGCUUUCGACCGCUAUGUCGCCAUCUGCUGGCCGCUGCAAUACACCUCCAUUCUGUCCCCCUCCGUGGUGGCCAAGACCGGCUUGGUGGCUCUGGCCAGGAGCUUCUGCGUGAUGUUCCCCACCAUCUUCCUCCUCAAGAGGCUGCCUUACUGCGGGAAGAGGGUGAUGCCCCACUCCUACUGUGAGCACAUGGGCAUCGCCCGCAUGGCCUGCGCCAAUAUCGCUGUCAACAUUUGGUACGGCUUUGUGACCACCCUUCUCUCGCCAGGCCUGGACGUGCUCCUCAUCGCCACUUCUUACCUCCUGAUCCUCAGGGCCGUCUUCAGGUUCCCUUCCCAGGACACCCGCCUCAAGGCGCUGGGCACCUGUGGCUCCCACCUCUGCGUCAUCCUCAUGUUCUACACCCCGGCCUUCUUCUCGUUCUUCGCCCACCGCUUCGGCCACGGCAUCCCCCAGUCUGUCCUCAUCCUCCUGGCCAACCUCUACCAGCUGCUGCCCCCAAUGCUCAACCCUGUCAUCUAUGCCGUAAAGACUCAGCUGAUCUGGAAAAGGCUCAGCAAGGCCUGCCGCCAAUGAGGCAGAGCUGCUCAGUGGGUAGAGUCCCCACUGCCUUACAGACAAGGUGGGCAUGGAAAGGCCGACCCCACCGGCUCUCGCUUCCAUUUCUCAAAUGGCGUUUUGGACGUGAGAAAACGGUUGGAGCCCCCCCCCCACUCCGUCUGAUCCAAAGUGUCUUUAUUGCCCUCUUCCUUAAAACUUGUCUUGCUCUGAGUUAAGAGAUAAUAAACAGUGAGCUGCUUUGGGCUGUUGGUUUGAUCUCUGAGUUUGGCGAUUGAGCUGCAAACAUUUCCGGGGGAUGGGGACAUCUUCAGUGCUCAUCUGUCAGAGCGCUGGCCUUUAAAUACCUUUUUGUGUGGUGUAAAUUGGUGUGGGUGCUAUUUGUCCGGAUUGUUCUGAGUCAUGGUCUGGUUUCGGGCUGUUUGAUUGGCUGGUUGUUGUUGCUGGGCCACAGUCCUUGGUGUGUAAGUAUCGUCUGUGUGAUGCAAUGGUCUUAGCUUGUUUGGUUGCCUCUGGGUCCCGGUCUGGUUUUGGAUUGUUUGAUUGGCUGGCUGUCGUUGAGACGUGAUCCGGUUUCUAGUAAGGGGUUGUGAUUUUUGUUGCUGUGUGGUGGGUGGGAUGCCUGUUUGUUCAUUUUAACAGCCCAAAACCAAAUCAUGACUCAGAAACAUUUGUUUAAUCUUUCUUUGCAUUUGUCAUUACACAAAAGAAAAAAAAUAAUCCAAUUUAUCAAAAGCUGCAUUGUAAAAGAUUAGGAAUACAAGUCAAAAUAGGCAAGAAACUGGU